This is a messenger RNA of Exophiala bonariae, 201 nucleotides long. RefSeq lists its product as uncharacterized. The record is from RefSeq and is a predicted model, not a curated record. The transcript is spliced from 2 exons. NCBI's taxonomy places the organism in Eukaryota, Fungi, Ascomycota, Eurotiomycetes, Chaetothyriales, Herpotrichiellaceae. Bases 1 to 201 code for a protein of 66 amino acids.
AUGGCUUACAAGACCGGAAACGGCAUAAUGACUGGAAUGGUCUUUGCGACCUGGCUGACUGCCAUCAUGCUACGCCUCUACUGUCAGUGGGAAAAUCGCCAACGGGAUUUGGGGCGAAGGAAUUACUUGUUGGAAGGACUAUCGCCAACCGAGGAGGUGGAAUUGAGUUCCAAGCACCCGGCUUUCCGUUACAUGGUCUAA